CCAGCAACAACAUUUCAAUUUAAAAACUGUCAAACAACUGAAAUUUGCUAAACGAGAUCGAAACAUCACGGUAGAAUCAUUCUCUGAUUUAGUUUUGUUUACAUUCGAGAGAGAGAAAGAAAGAAAACGGUGUGCGUCCAAAAUCGACGAAUCAAAUUAAAGUGAUAUUUGAUGAAUAAUUAAGCAGAAAAAUAAAAUGGCAUCGUCACACAGAAAAGAAUCGGAAGCAUUGAAUGAUCUACUGACCGAGGUGAUUGCGGUACGGUGUGCAGCGAAGAAAGAAUACGAACGAAAACUGAAAAAGUUCUAUGCAAAUCGUGCCAAUCAAAUGCAGUAUGGUAUAUUCGAUGGUGCCACCAAAUUGCCUGACAUCAAAUUUGAGACCAGUGCGUUCAAAGAGAAUCUUCAAACGAACAAAGAGCUUGUGCAAAAGGCACAAAUCAAUGUGGAUCAAUACUUUUUUGCGAAAAAUACGAGUCAGCAUCUGAACGAUGAACUGACACAAGUAGCCGAAUCGCUGCAAAAGGUCAUGGAAAUCGAACAAACUAUCCGCAAAAAGGGAUCACCACACGGACAGAUGCAUACACAAUGAUUCACAACGGGAGUCAGUUUUUUUUUCUCUCACUUCUUCUUAAUUUGUGUCAGUUUAUCGUAAUUUUAUUUUGCUGUAAUCAUGUGCUUGUAACAUUGAAUAUGACGUUUAGUAUUAAGAAAAUCAGUUUCGGAACCAAUUCGAAUAUUUUUCUACUGACUUUUGAUAAACAAUAAAUUUGUUUUUAACAAA
Messenger RNA from Sitodiplosis mosellana (orange wheat blossom midge), 784 nucleotides. RefSeq lists its product as uncharacterized. The coding region runs from base 197 to 592 and encodes 131 amino acids. Lineage: Eukaryota; Metazoa; Arthropoda; Insecta; Diptera; Cecidomyiidae. The transcript is spliced from 2 exons. The record is from RefSeq and is a predicted model, not a curated record.